This is a messenger RNA of Epinephelus lanceolatus (giant grouper), 7004 nucleotides long. It is a transcript of the gene bcr, whose product is annotated as BCR activator of RhoGEF and GTPase. Gene Ontology annotation, biological process: intracellular signal transduction; protein phosphorylation; positive regulation of GTPase activity. The record is from RefSeq and is a predicted model, not a curated record. Lineage: Eukaryota; Metazoa; Chordata; Actinopteri; Perciformes; Serranidae. Gene Ontology annotation, molecular function: guanyl-nucleotide exchange factor activity; protein serine/threonine kinase activity; GTPase activator activity. Gene Ontology annotation, cellular component: membrane.
CCUCCAGUGUUGCUGGCCUGAGAUGGGAGCGCACACAGCGGCGGCACCAUCACGGCCCAAGAAACGGGAUAAACCUGGAAAAGAACAGGGGAAAAAUAAUCAACAAUACCACAUAUGUACCGUGGGGAACAAUGGGAUAACGACGCAGUGAUUCCACUCACACCGGAUCUCACCGCUCAGCCGCGCGCUCUAAGAAACUCAGAUGUUGUCGUCGCUUGUGAUUUGCGCUUUUUCUCCUUUCUCCUUGAGCGCUGCUGGUACAAAGGCGCCUGGUGUGGAGCAGCAGCAGCACCUGGGAUUACGCUUACAUGAAUGGGGCAGAGUGAACGGACCUGCUAAACCCGGAAUAGUAGACGGAGACAGUGAGUAAACCCACGCAGGAUUAACACACUUUCUUCUUUCUCUCCGUGGGAGUCAGAUCCCCGUGUCAUCCUGCGAGGACAGAUGCUGUCAUUGUGUCGAGGCUGAGAUUUAAAAGAAAACAAAAAUCUUCUCAAAGUGUCCUAUUCUGGAAUAAUGCAUGAGAGAGACUGCAGUUUUUUAUUCCUAUUCAUGCCCCGCACAUUCCCAGUUAUUCCAGUGACUGAGCAGCCGGUUUCUCUUGUUCACACUGGGAUGUAUUGUUGCAUCUGCGCAGCCCACGACAAGUGUCAGCAAUUAGACUGUGUGUGUGUGAACGGGUUACCUAAAGGCCUGUUUUAAACACUGCUUUCUAACUGUAAGUGGCCAUUGUUGUCGAGGAGGACUCAGUGGAGAACAGGACUGGGAAAUAAGGGGCCAAACCGUGCGCCCUUGGUGUGAUUCUCCAGCGUGCGCGCGCCGGGGUCGAUCACAGAGAUAGAUUAGGCACAAUAUGGUGGAACCGGUUGGAUUCAUCGAGGCGUGGAAAGCGCAGUUCCCCGAGUCCGAGCCCCCCAAAAUGGAGCUGCGAUCUGUUGGUGGCAUCGAGCAGGAGCUGGAGAAGUGCAAAGCGUCCAUCAGGCGCCUGGAGCAGGAGGUGAACAAGGAGCGUUUCCGUAUGAUCUACCUGCAGACCCUCCUGGCCAAGGAGAGGAAGAGCUAUGAUAAGCAGCGGUGGGGCUUCAGGAAGACGCCUCUGGGUGAAGGGAUGGACCCUGCGGCCACACAGGGCGCAGAGUGCCAGUCCCAGCAGCCGCACAUGCAGGAGACUGGUGGAGUUGGAGUAGGAGUGGUUGGUGGAGGGUAUGGAGGUGGUAGUAUGGAUAGGAGCCGCUAUCAGCCUCUUGGAGACGGAGCUGGGAGAUCUAAACCCAGGCCUCCACCAGCCAGGAAGUCUGCCUCCCACGGAGACGGCCUGGAGUCAGCCUUUGAGGUCCCCCAGCAGGCUGAGUCGACAUCCUGCGACAACCUCGAUGGCCUCUCCCCAUCCAAGCAGAGAGGUGGUAUCUCCGUGUCGCCCCGCAGGCUCAAUGUGCCACCCACAGAGAAGGACCUGCCCUCUGACCCCAAAGACAAGAUGGGGAUGGGGCUUGGCGUGGCAGCUCUCAGGUCCAACUUCGAGAGGAUCAAACGGGCCAACUCUCACUCGGCGGGGGAUGUAGCAAAGGGCCAGGAGAAGCAGCUGCCGCCACCGCCGCCGCCAUUCUACUCUAACAUGGAAUUCCACCACGAGAGGGGUCUGAUCAGGGUCAACGACCGGGACGUGUCAGACAAGAUCAGCUCACUGGGCAGCCAGGCCAUGCAGAUGGAGCGGAAGAGGUCUCUUCACUCCCUCCCAGGUAACCUCGCCACGGUGGCAGGGGAGCUCCGCGCCAGGCCGGUGUACAGAGGCCGGUCUACUGAGAGCACCUGUGGCUAUGAUGCUGAAUAUGAAGAUGGGGAACCCAACCAGCGACACUCAGGGAGGGCCAACGGUGGCAAACCUCCACCACCUCCUUGGCAGCCGUCCGAGUUCCAGGCGUACUCCAGUGUCUACGUUGGCGGGGUGAUGAUGGGUGAAGGUGGUGGCGGAGAUGGGAGAGGUGGUGGUGGAAGUGGAAGUGGUAGUGGUAGUGGAGUCACAAUGAGAGACAUUGGAGGAGGCGAUGACCACCUCCUGACCUGGCCACGCCGUUCCUACUCCCCAGGGAGCUUCGAGGAUGUCGGUGGAGGCGGCGGCUACACGCCGGACUGCAGCUCCAACGAGAACCUGACAUCCAGCGAGGAGGACUUCUCGUCAGGUCAGUCCAGCCACGUCUCACCCAGUCCCACCACGGCCUUCCGUCGACCCUUUAGGGAGAAGAGCCGCUCGCCGUCCCAAAACUCCCAGAACUCGCAGCACUCGUUCGACAGCAGCAGCCCUCCGACGCCACAGUCCCAGAAGCGUCACCACCGGCAGCAGGGAGGCCACGUGGUCAUGUCUGAGGCCACUAUUGUGAGCGUUCGCAAGACCGGUCAAAUCUGGCCACCUGCUGCCCAUCAUGACCUCGUGCCCCACGGCAGAACGUCCCAUGACAACAGUUACCAUGGAGACCACCUAGAUGGUCAUUUCACCGGAACCCCUCCCACGUACGGUUACGAUGCAGACCGCGCAGAGGAGCAGCGGAGGCACCACGACAUCCUGCCGUACAUCGAUGACUCACCGUCCUCUUCACCGCACCUCAGCUCCAAGAGCCGCAGCAGUCGGGACACCCUCUCCUCGGGAUCGUUAGAGUCCUCCAAGUCGACUGAAUGUGACCUGGAAAAAGGUUUGGAGAUGAGGAAGUGGGUCCUGUCUGGGAUCUUGGCCACUGAGGAAACAUACCUCAGUCACCUGGAGGCACUGCUGCUGCCUAUGAAGCCUCUGAAGGCCGCUGCCACGACCUCGCAGCCUGUGCUCACUGUGGCCCAGAUAGAAACCAUCUUCUUCAAAGUGCCUGAGCUCUAUGAGAUCCACAGGGAGUUCUACGACGGUCUUUUGCCACGUGUCCAGCAGUGGAGCCACCACCAGAGAGUCGGGGACCUCUUCCAGAAACUGGCCAGCCAGCUCGGAGUUUACCGAGCAUUUGUGGACAACUAUGAACUGGCUGUGGAGACAGCGGAGAAGUGCUGCCAGGCCAACACACAGUUUGCAGAAAUCUCUGAGAACCUGAAGGUAAGGAGCCCCAAGGACUCCAAGGACCAGACGGCCAAGAGCUCUCUAGAAGCUUUGCUUUAUAAACCAGUGGACAGAGUGACUCGCAGCACAUUGGUACUUCAUGACUUGCUCAAACACACGCCCACCAGCCACCCGGACCACCCGCUUCUGCAGGACGCCUUGCGGAUCUCCCAGAACUUCCUGUCCAGCAUCAAUGAGGAGACGACACCCCGACGGCAGUCUAUGACUGUCAAGAAGGGAGAGAGCCGUCAGCUUCUGAGGGACAGCUUCAUGGUGGAGUUGGUGGAGGGGGCCAGGAAGCUGCGGCACGUCUUCCUCUUCACUGAUCUGCUGCUCUGCGCCAAGCUGAAGAAACAGAUCGGAGGUAAAAACCAACAGUAUGACAGUAAGUGGUACAUCCCGCUGACUGAGCUGACCUUCCAGGGCCCCGAAGAGACCGAGCCACUUACCAUCCCCCAGGUCCCCGAUGAGGAGCUCGAUGCCAUGAAAGUCAAGAUCUCACACCUCCGCAGUGAGAUUCAGAGAGAGAAGAGAGCCAACAAGGGCUCAAAAGUCAUUGACCGUCUCAGGAAGAAGCUGUCUGAACAGGAGUCUCUGCUGCUGUUAAUGUCUCCGAGCAUGCCCAUCAGAGUCUACAACAAGAACGGCAAGAGUUACAGUUUCCUGAUUUCAUCCGACUAUGAACGUGCAGAGUGGAGGGAAAUAAUGAAGGAACAGCAGAAGAAAUGUUUGAAAACUUCCUCCUUGACAUCCAUGGAGCUGCAAAUGUUGACCAACUCUUGUGUCAAACUGCAGACUGUCCAUCACAUUCCACUUAGCAUCAAUAAAGAAGAGGAUGAAUCCCCCGGUCUCCACGGGUUCCUGAAUGUAAUCGUCCACUCUGCCUCCGGCCUCAAACAGAGUCUGAAUCUCUACUGCACAUUGGAGGUGGAUUCCUUUGGCUUCUUUUCAAAUAAAGCCAAGACGAGAGUAUAUCGAUACACCACUGAACCUAAAUGGAACGAGGAGUUUGAGAUUGAGCUGGAGGGCUCUCAGACCCUGAGGCUGCUGUGCUACGAGAAGUGUUACAACAAGACCAAGCAGAACAAAGAGGAUGGAGAGAGCACAGACCGCAUCAUGGGGAAAGGACAGAUCCCGCUUGACCCUCCAACUCUCCAAGGCAAAGACUGGCAGAGAACAGUUAUUCCCAUGAACGGGAUCGAGGUUAAACUUUCCAUGAAGUUCACCAGCCGAGAGUUUAGCCUGAAGAGGAUGCCCUCACGAAAACCCAUGGGUGUGUUCGGAGUCAAGAUCUCUACAGUGACCAAGCGAGAGCGCUCCAAGGUGCCCUACAUCGUCCGGCAGUGCCUAGAAGAGAUUGAGAGGAGGGGUAUGGAAGAGGUGGGCAUUUACCGGGUAUCAGGCGUGGCCACUGACAUUCAGGCCUUGAAGACUGCCUUUGACACCAAUCAUAAAGAUGUGUCAGUGAUGAUGAGUGAGAUGGACGUCAACGCCAUCGCCGGGACCUUGAAGCUGUACUUUAGAGAGCUGCCAGAACCACUUUUCACUGAUGAGCUCUACCCCAAUUUUGCAGGCGGCAUCACCCUGUCUGACAGUGUUGCCAAAGAGAGCUGUAUGUUGAACUUACUGCUGUCACUGCCAGAACCCAACCUGGUCACAUUCCUUUUCCUUUUGGAUCACCUGAAGAGGGUGGCAGAGAAGGAAAGUGUCAACAAGAUGUCUCUCCACAACCUGGCAACGGUGUUUGGGCCGACCUUGCUGAGGCCUUCCGAGAAGGACAGCAAGAUCCCCGCUAACCCCACCCAACCCAUCAGCAUGGGCGACAGCUGGUCCCUGGAAGUCAUGGCACAGGUCCAGGUGUUGCUGUAUUUCCUCCAGCUGGAGACGAUUCCCACCCCAGACAGUAAACGACAGAGCAUCCUCUUCUCCACUGAAGUAUAGAGCUAAAACUGACUCUGCCGAUGUGAGACUUUGACCAUGAAGGAGUGAAAAAGAGAUGGACGGUGGCUCAAAGUGAGCCUAUAGUAGUAUGUUUUCGAAUUGACUGACCAGAUUCCAUUAGGCUGGAAAGGAUUGUCUCUGGCGAUGCCUGCUCCCCUCAAACACAAGAGGGCGUCAUUGGACCUCUGGAGCUCUGGAGGAUGUGAGGUCCUUACCAUUCAUAUCGCUCAUUACCUGAUAGUUAGUCUGAUUCUUUGUACCCACAGUGAUGGUGUGGGUACACCUGCCAUCUACAUUUCUCCACCAUGAUACUUGUUGGUCUUUACAUUGAACCUUUGCAGCUUGUUGUGGUUCAUAAAUCAAGACGUUGUCAAAAUCAGUCCAUAAGAGAACAGAAUGCGUCUUUCUUGAUUCUUGUAUUAGUUUGCCAACAGAUCAGAGUUUCUGUGUACCUUUGUGUUCGGGCAUUGCUCUCAAUCUGUCUUUAUUUUGGACAAUCAUCGGCUCACUGCAAAACAUGUUUAUCCAUCAAACGUUGCUUCAUGUCCUGCUGAGGAGAAUUCUAACCGUGUCUUACAUCAUCUCGGCGCAUCGUUUCUUGGAAGACAAGAGGAACAUUUGUGCUGUUUGUGGGAGUUCAAUAGUGAACACCAAGAGCUGCCACGGUACUUCUUUGUGUCAGGAAGCCAACACCUGUAUGUUAAAGUGUUUACAACGUAAACAAAGCCCGGUUGGAGUCAGAAACAAGUGCUACAGCUAGACGAGGGACUGUAAGAAGGGGAAAAAAAAAAAGGAACCCGAUGAUUAGUAACACACUGCAAUCUGACUGCCUGCGUUUUUUCAUAAAAGCAAAUUUCCUCUAUUUGUGCUGUUUGUGUCUCAAGGUAGUGUCAGCUCAAAAUAUCCAGGAAGCAAUAUAUUUUCUAACAUAGGAAUUGUCUGUGUUCAUAUCUUUGCUGACGAAAUGUCCUACUUAUUGUAACAUAGGACAUCUUGCCAAAUUAAUAUGUCGUUUGUUUGUUUCUAGGAGAAAAAGGAAGCAGUUGUAUUUACAGAUACAGUAUGUACAUAAUCUUAAAGUUGUAUUUUUUUCUUUCUUUUUGUUUAACAGUAUAAUCAUUGUUGCGAUUAUUGUAAUUUAUUUUGGGGGGCCUGGGGGGAGAAAUCGGUUUGUUUUUCUAUGUGAACUUUUUUUUUUUCUGUUUAAGAAAGUGGUAGGUCUUAGCCUUGACUUCAAGUCUUGCAGUAAAUAAGCAGGAUUUAGCCUUGUUCUUAUAGAAACUACUCAGCUGUUCUGUCCAGCCUAUCGAUUAUUCAUUUUAGAUAUUAUUAUGAAGGGUAACACACACAUUGUAGUUACAUACUGUAUGCUGCUGUGGAAAAGGCACAAGCUCUUUAACUGCUGGGUGUUCCUCCGGCAGAGCGUCUCACAUCUAGAGACCGUCGCCUGUCUAGUGUAGACAUUAUGCAAUGUCAUGAUAGAGCACACACUCACACACACACACACACACUCACACACACACACACACACACACACACACACACAAGUAUGACAUUGUGUCUUUUUGUACCAUUUAAUCUGUGGCCGCAGAAGUGCACUCAUGCAAUGUUAGAACUACUGUUUUACAAUUCAAGUGACCUGAGCGAUUACUAGAGCAUAUCUGUUGGUUUUAAUGAAGGAAUAUUAUUUUGUUUCAACUUUUCCUGACAUCUUUUUUUAUAUUUAUCUCAUCCAUAUGGCAAAAUGUCCGACUGAUUCUUUGUCCCUUAAAGUACUCUUCAUCCUGUUUAAGGGUUACUUUGGUAUUUUUCAAUCUGGACCCUAUUUUCCAAUGUUUUUGAGUCAAAGGGAACAACAAUUUUUGGAAACCACCCCAUCACGUCCCGACACUAACCUUUCCGUUUAAUAAAUCUACCGUUUUUUUCCAUAGUAAUUAGUAUCUAGUUCCUAAAAUGUUCAGGCAGACGGUACUUGCUGUAGCUGUGG